This is a messenger RNA of Corylus avellana, 1764 nucleotides long. NCBI's taxonomy places the organism in Eukaryota, Viridiplantae, Streptophyta, Magnoliopsida, Fagales, Betulaceae. The record is from RefSeq and is a predicted model, not a curated record.
AUGAAGAAUUGUUUUGCUGAAAAUGUAUUUUUGCUGUGGGUUACUGCUAUCGCUUUUUCUCCUUUGGCUUGUGGUGAUGGAUGCAGCAAAGAACAGACGAGAGCUCUCUUGGAGAUGAGAAACUCCACAAAUGGUUUAGCCUUUGCUGGCUGGGACGGAAGAGACUGUUGUGAAGCAGAGGAAAUUCGUUGUUGGGGUAGAAAUGGGGGAGUUAGCUCAAUAUCUUUGCGCGGCUACGGCAGGGCACCAUCAAGUAGUACUACAUGGUAUCCAAAUGUAACCUUGUUCACCUUAUUUGAUGAACUCGAAGAACUAUAUCUUAUUAACAUGCAAAUUGGAGGAGGGCUUCAACCUUUUUGCCAACUAAAGCGAUCAAAACAUCUAUUACUGCUGGAUCUUUAUUAUAAUAGAUUGGAAGGCAUUAUUCCCUCCUGUCUUGGGAUGAUUGAAAACAUUGAAAAACUUGAUCUUUCGAAUAAUCUCUUUCAUGGUAAUUUACCUCAAUCAAUAUUCUCCGAAAAAAGCAAGAUUACGACGUUAUAUGUUUCUGGCAAUCAAUUAGAAGGGGUAAUCUCAUUUUCUAUUUUUGCCAAUGCAUCAAGACUCGAGUUCCUCGAUCUUUCAAGAAACAAAGAUUUGGAAAUUGAAACCGAGUCUCCCUCAUGGGUUCCAACCUUUCAGCUAUUAUAUCUGAACUUAGCAAACUGCAACCUCAACAAGAAGAAUGGUCAUGUUUUCCCAAGCUUCAUCUCCACCCAAGUUUUCUUGUUCGAGCUAGACUUGUCUCACAGCUUAAUAGAGGGAAGUGUACCUUGUGAGCUACUACUACUCAACACGAGUAUCCAAGAUUUAUACUUGAGAAGUAACCAAAUUGAUGGCUCUCUUUCUUUUGGUAGCUUUGCUAAUCAAACUUCAUCACUUAUAGCCUUCGACAUAUCAGAAAAUAAUGUCACAGGUUCUCUUCCUGAAAAUAUUGGGCAUCUUCUUCCAUACUUAUAUUAUGUUGACAUGUCCUCAAAUGCAUUAGAGGGCAUCAUUCCUUCGUCUUUUGGUAAUUUGUCUUUUGGGAUAUUAGACCUUUCUAAUAACAAGCUCUCAGGUACAAUACCUCGAGGUUUGACUAGAGAUGGUACCCCACUGGUAUAUCUAAAUCUAUCAAAUAAUAAAUUGAAAGGAGAAAUGCUCCCAAGGGACUCCAACAUGACAAAGUUGAAAAGCUUACAACUCAACGGCAAUCAAUUUGAAGGAAUGAUCUCACCCACCAUAUCAAACAGUCCCAAUUUGGUAAUCCUAGAUAUUGGAAAUAAUCACUUGUCUGGUAAUAUUCCAAAGUGGUUGUAUGAUCAUCCUCGCUUGGUGGCUGUUCUUUUAAGUGGAAAUCGAUUUGAAGGUCACCUACUCCGUAGAAUGUGUGGAAUGCAAAGUUUGCAAGUUUUCGAUAUCUCUAAUAAUCAUAUUUCAGGAGGUAUUCCCUCAUGCCUUGAUAACAUUACAUUUUGGAAGAAGAGUUCUCCAAACUCUACUGACUCGAACUAUUACACAGUACAGAAUCCUCUGUAUGACAUUGAAUAUCCAAAUGGGCAAAACAAGAUAUUGCAAAUUCAAAUGUCCUUGCGAAUAAAAUAUGAGGUAUAUACUUUCCAAGGUAUCCCACUCUCGUUGAUGUCUUUAAUUGACAUGUCAUCUAACCAAUUGAUAGGGAGCAUUCCUUCUGAAAUGGGAGAAUUGUUACAGCUUCGAUCCUUGAACUUGUCGAAUAAUUUU